Neltuma alba is the source of this 2074-nucleotide messenger RNA. RefSeq lists its product as uncharacterized. The transcript has a single exon. Gene Ontology annotation, biological process: positive regulation of growth. The record is from RefSeq and is a predicted model, not a curated record. Bases 244 to 1608 code for a protein of 454 amino acids. Lineage: Eukaryota; Viridiplantae; Streptophyta; Magnoliopsida; Fabales; Fabaceae.
CUGGAAUCUUCAGCUUCCCAUCCAUUCAUAUGCCAUAUAUAUAUGUAACUCUCUACUCUCCACCACCCUUCAUAUAUAAACCCUAGAACCCUCUCUUCCAUAUGCUCUCACAAAGCAAACACAACUACAAAGUUAAUUAAAAAAGCUUGUCACUUGUUAGGUAGCUACUUCUCUUGGGAAAGAUCUCAUUUAUAUAUGCCAGUAGAUCCUUAGAAGUGGUUAGUGUCAGUUGAAGUUACAAUCAUGGUGGUUGAGCGCUACUAUUUCUUCCACCACAGGCCACCGGCGGCCACCCUUGAGAUACUUGCUUUUGAUACGGCCAACACCAUGCGCCGCCUCGUCUCACUCUAUAACUCCCUUACCGAUGCUGAGGUUUCAAAACUCUGCAACCACACUAUCAACUCUAAAGGGGUCGUCUACUUGAACUCCAAGCAAGAAUGCUUCCUCCUCAACCUGGCCUGCGCCGAACGCCUCGAGGAGCUCGACGUCGCCGCAGCCACUGUCUCACAGUUGGGCCGGAAAUGCUCUGAUCCUGGACUCAACCAGUUCCAUCUUGUCUACGCCGAUCUAAAAGCCGGAAUGAUCAACACUAGAAAGCUCCAAUUCGGCAGCCGAAGUGUACUGAAGAGCGUUGAGAAGAUGGAGAAGUUGGUCUUGGCCACCGCGAAACUUCACGACGCAAUGGUGUGUCUCGCCGAUAUGGAAGCUUCGGAGAAGAAAGUGCAACACUGGAAAGCAUUGGGUUGUAAAAACUUUGGUUACAGACAUCAAGUGAACAUACAAACUUUGUGCGAUCAAAUUGCAUUUCAGAGAAAGCAGGUGAGGCGUUACAAGGAGCUGUCGCUAUGGAAUCAAACAUUCGACAAGGCUGUAAGACUCAUGGUUCGGAUCGUCUUCAUCAUCUAUGCCCGAAUUUGUUCCGUUUUCGAACCCUACAUUUCGGGUCUUCCAACGAAUGACCAAAAUUUCGGCGACUGCUAUUGCCUCCUUGAACACCGAGAAUUAUACCAAACCAAUUGCUGCCUGACCAAUCGUGUUUCCAAGUCGGGUCCCAUCUCGAAGACAAACAAAUCGGGACCGAUUCGAUUCGUCCCCGAUGAAGAUGACGAAAUCGCGAAAAGCAACAGAGUAUUGAAGAUGGCGUCGCCGUCGACGGUUGGAGGGGCGGGGCUAUCGUUCAGAUACGCGAGCGUGAUUAUGUUCGCGGAGCGUUGCCUACACUCGCCAGGGAGUAUAGGAGAGAGCGAGCGUGAGGCGCUGUACGAAAUGCUGCCGGAGAGACUAAAGGAGAAGGUGAGGAAGAAGAUGAGGGGACAGUGGUUGAAGGGGGAGGAGUGGGAGGAGGGAGGGGACGGACGGUCCCCGGCGGAGGGAUGGCGGGAGGCGGUGGAGGAGAUAAUGGAGUGGCUGACGCCGGUGGCGCGUGAUACGACAAGGUGGCAGGCGGAGAGGAGUAUGGAGAAGCAGAGGUACGACGGGAAGCCGACGACGCUGUUGUUGCAGACUUUGCAUUACUCAGAUUUGGAUAAGGCGGAGGCGGCCAUCGUGGAGGUGUUGGUGGGAUUGAGUUGUAUAUUUAAGUAUGAAAAACGACGUCGUCAGAGGUGACCUCAAUGGAUUAAAAUUAGGGUCUUUUUUCCCUUGAGAUUAUAUUACUUCCAAAAUUAAUUAUUUUUCCCCUCAAUCCAAAUUGAUUCUUUUUGUAGCAUCUUAGUUGAUAAGAUUUGAAAUGUUGGCACAAAGCUGGCAUACGGUUUCCUGGUAGAGAGUAAUGGAUACAAAAGUUUCUUCAAAAUGAGAAAAAAAAAUGUAGUGUGCUUGGAUUGAUUGAAAGUGAAAGUGAGUACUACCUUUUUGGAGUAGAAACAAGCUUACCCAUCAGCCGCUUCAGAGUAGUUGCAGACCAAGAGCUUCUGAGAAGAAGCAACUUGUACAAUGCUGCCCAAAUAGAGGAAGAAGUGAGGGUUCUCAUUCCAGAUAAUGCAAUAAGACUAGAAGUGGACGGCUCUGUUAUUGAAGGAGGAAAGAGUGGAUGUGGAGGUGUGCCUAGAGAUAAAAACGAUAGGAGGACAUG